This is a messenger RNA of Paralichthys olivaceus (Japanese flounder), 479 nucleotides long. The record is from RefSeq and is a predicted model, not a curated record. Lineage: Eukaryota; Metazoa; Chordata; Actinopteri; Pleuronectiformes; Paralichthyidae.
UCUGUGCUCAGUGAGGAGUUUUCUCCUCCUCACUCCUACCCCCCCCCUGUCGACUCCUCCAGAUCCUCUCAUCCGUACCACACCCUGUUCUCUGAUGAGCCUGGUGAUGAGUCAUCGUGUGGUGUGUUGUCGUGGACGACUCAGCAGGUUUGUCAGUGGCUCCAAAGACUGAACAUGGAGAAAUAUGUCCCAGAAUUCAGUGCAAGAAACGUUGACGGACAGCAGCUGCUGCAGAUGGACAGCAGCAGGCUGAAGCAUCUGGGCGUGCUCAGCUCGUCUGACCGCUGCACUCUGAAGCGCCGCAUUAAAGAAAUUCACACUGCAGCAGAGAAGGAGAGAAAAGUUCUGGACAAACUGGAGAAACAAAAAGCAAAACAGCGCAGGAAAGAACAGGAGCAGCGCAGGAACUGAACACCACCAGCAGAGGGAGACACUGACUGACCUCUGAUCUUCAAAUAAAAUCAUCUUUGAGAAACUUU